Messenger RNA from Auanema sp. JU1783, 2118 nucleotides. NCBI's taxonomy places the organism in Eukaryota, Metazoa, Nematoda, Chromadorea, Rhabditida, Rhabditidae. The record is from the annotation of a GenBank genome assembly.
AUGUGCCUUCUUAUGACGGUAGAAGUAGAACUUCUCAUCAUAGCUGAUGGAAAAUCGCUCUUGAGAGAUGGUAAUAAGUCCAAGCCGGAAAAGUCUGUUACUUGGAUAGACUUGGAUGAUUUUUUCAUCCUACCUGAACCUGAAGAGGUGCCUUACGAUUCCGAUUCUGACUCAGACAUAGUUUUCCGUAAUUAUCCUAUCCGCCCAGCAUAUGAGAAAUACGAGGCAGAUUUUGACGACUCUGCUACUGAUGUUGAAGAAAACCAUGCUAUAGAUUCUGAGUUUGAUGAAGAAGCGGGGUAUACAGAUCAACCGGAAUCAUCAGGGGAUGAGCUGAGUUUCUCUAAAUCGGAAGACUAUGAUAAACCUUUGGGAGAUAUUUACCGCAUAACAGAAAGCAGCAAUGGUUCCUUUGAUGAUGGGUUUUGCACAACCAGUUCGGACGCACCUUCUCCUCGUGCCGGGUUGGGAGGGAGCUCUUCUGACGACGGAGCCAUGUCAUCUGUUCCUUAUCAGCCUGAUCCUCAAAUAAAAUACUUAUGGAACGACAGUGUGGACAUAGGAGAUAUGAUUGGUCUGGAGAUGAACGAUAUGAUGCAGUUGCGGAUAAUGCUUGGCGUUGAAAGAAUCUCCACUGAUACAUUAUCCCGUUAUAACGUACGUGGGCACAUAGAUGGGUAUGAUCAACCAGCAGUACUAUAUCCCAGAUACCGAGGUAUAGCAUCUCGUCUUCGCAUUCCUUCAGGAUUAAAGGUUAUACGGAAAAUAGGACCUAAAAUGGAGAAAGAAAACUAUCCUAUACAAGAUGAAACUUUACCGAGACCAAAGUUCAGUGGGAUAUUCGGGUACCACAUGGUUACUGCUUCUGAUCGAAUGGUAGUAUUAACCACAAAUGAGCGCGAUGCUCUAGCUGUAUAUGAAGCUACUGAUGGAGCAUUAGCGUUUGCCUUACCUCAAGGCGAACGAGUUGAUAGCUCUGUGUUCCCAUACUUAGAAGAUUUUGAUCAGAUAUACUUAUGGUUUCCCAUUCGACAUUUAGAUUACGCAAAAGAAUGGGGAACAGCUCUGAACGCAUCUCGGUGUUUUCUGGUUAAAGUAGCUGAUAGACCCAUUGAAAUGGUUCGGAAUAACAGAAACACUGAGGUCAAACAAGCUAUUACUUCAAGAUCCGUGCGAAUGCGUGAUAAAGGAUUCCGAUCAAUGACAGACAUUCGAGAAGAAGUGAAAGCCGAUUUGAUUCAUUCAUCCAGCCGGCAACAUGGACUCGCUCAGUGGAAACGGUUUUCUGCUUUGAACAAAUAUCUACUGGGAUUCCGUCCUGGCGAGCUUACUGUUUUAACAGGUGGUACAGGUUUUGGAAAAACAACUUUCCUCUGCGAGUAUGCAUUGGAUUUAUUCACCCAGGGGGUACGCACUCUGUUCUGCAGUUUUGAAAUGCCAGAGGAGAAAAUAUUGAAGUGGAUGCUGGUUCAAUACGCUGCUCCGUCACAUCUUCGUAGCCUUGCGCGCACAUUGACGUUUAGAAACGGAUUAAAACUACCUCUGUAUCGCGUUGAGUAUAGCAGUGCUAUAGAUAGUUGGCUGGACAAGUUCGAACGGACAAAGGGUCCACUAACUAUUUUGAAAACAGAUGAGUUUUUGAUGAACAAAAACAUUACAGAUAUAGCAAAGGCUAUAAGUCAACACGUGAUUAACAACGGUUGCCAACAUGUUGUUAUCGAUAACUUGCAAUUUUUGGUGAAUCAGACAACUAUGGCUGAUGAUAGCUCCAGUGGAUUCGAGAAAUUCCAUCAUCAAGACAGAUUUGUUGGAUUAAUGAGAAAAAUGGCAACUGACCAUCAAGUACAUGUUACAAUGGUAGUGCAUCCUCGCAAAACUGACUCCGACACUGACUUGGAUAUACAACAUUUUGGCGGAUCAGCAAGAGUCACGCAGGAAGCCGACAAUGUUCUAGCCAUUCAAAGACGUCGAGAUGACAAAGAUCGCGCAAAAUUCCGCAAAUUUUUAUAUAUUUUGAAGAACAGGUACGGUGGAAGGAAGAUAGAGUCUGACCAAUUAGAAAUGGUCUUCCAACCUGGUACUUACUCGCACACUCUCAUUGACCAUUCCCGCAACUGA